AUGGCUGACAUCACUGAGCCACGCCACACUCACCCACCGAAUGCAAACAAACACCUGGGCUUGCCUGACCUGCAAGGACAAAAUCAGCGGUGCUCUCGGGCCAAGAAAGCAGAGGACAACAAACUCCUCCAGGAAACCUGCGAAGCUCAAGAGUGGGCUGCAGUCGAGGGGUUGCAGCAGCUUGCUGCCAUGCAGGAAGAGAUGAAGGAGGCAGAGGUGCAAAGCAUGACGAAGAAGCCAAAGGCAGUAAAACCCUGCGCUCGCCCUGUCAAGAAAAAGGCAGCUCCUCCUCCAGCAGAUAAGAAGUUCCUGGCAGCAGAAAACAGUGAGAGCAGGUUGCAAAAGUUCGGACAACACAGAUGCGAGAUCAAAACCAAGAAGAAGACCAAGAAGGACACGUCUCUUAUCAAGGAUGCAGCUCGAGGUUCGCAGUCAGGGGCAUGUGUUGAAGACAAGAAAGGAAAGUCUUCUACUCUGACGACAAAUUCCAAGUUUUCACUGGCAGGGUGCAUCAAGGGUUGGGCUUCAAACAUUGUACCAGACUCAACUGAUUGGCCCAUGUCAAGUGCUUCCAAGUCUCAUACCGUGGCCUCAGCAUUGUCCUUGGCACAUGGGCCACCAAGUAGCACUUUGUCUGGUUCCGGUGCUAUGUCAGUGUCAGGUGUAACCACCAGCAGCCUGCAUAAAAUUCCCCCUGUCACUGCUAACACUACUGAGGCUCUUGUUGGUGGCUUUGGCGAUGAGCUUUUGGGUGAUUCAGAAGAACACCUGGAUGCCAUCCUCUCAAAGCCAUCUGCAAUUAAGAUUGCAGAUACGCUGACCGAGCUUACUGACAACACCGACUUUGAGAUCAAUGCGCCAAUGGAUGUAGAUGACAACAUGCAGACAGAUGCAGACAACAAUGCACCAACAGAUGCAGACAACAACACGCCAACAGAUGUGGACAGUGACACACCGAUGGACGCAGAUGACAAUCCACUGAUGGAAGACAACAACGACUUGUAUGUUGGUGAUGGGGCCCAUAAGUCUGAGAACAGUGACAGCCAGAGCAGUCUCACAUUUCGCUGCCCGACGAACCAGAAGCGCAAGGUUGUGGGUACCAAAUGCCCCAUCCAAGUCUUCAAGGAUUCAUCAGACGAAGAUGAUGAUAUUGAGGUCUUGGAUGUGGAUCCUCGUCUUACUAAGCCUAUGGGCUCUGUUGGAACAGCCAAAACAGCGAAGAAGGCUGUACAUUUGACAUCCUCAACUUCCAUUGGCAUCUCCAAGUCGUCCACGACAGUGCAUCCGCCUGUGAAGAAGGUCAAAACCGAAGAAGGGGUCAAUGACACUGCACCAAAAUCAACACUUGUAGCAUUGCCUGGUCACUGGAUCGAGGCGCAGUAA
Molecule: messenger RNA, 1383 nt
Organism: Suillus paluster
Lineage: Eukaryota; Fungi; Basidiomycota; Agaricomycetes; Boletales; Suillaceae
Exons: 5
Coding region: 1-1383 (460 amino acids)
Source: RefSeq, a predicted model, not a curated record